This is a messenger RNA of Gymnogyps californianus (California condor), 2591 nucleotides long. It is a transcript of the gene EPSTI1, whose product is annotated as epithelial stromal interaction 1. Lineage: Eukaryota; Metazoa; Chordata; Aves; Accipitriformes; Cathartidae. The coding region runs from base 12 to 968 and encodes 318 amino acids. The transcript is spliced from 12 exons. The record is from RefSeq and is a predicted model, not a curated record.
CUCCCAAAGCAAUGUCUGGGGUUGGAGAAUGGAGGGAAGGCAGCAGGUACAGGACGGCUGCUGCCUCCAGUACCCGGUUUGCCUCUCAGGGUUACCUGUGGGAUAGCAACAACGAAACAAAAGAGGCUGAAAACCCCCAGAAUCUGACAACAUCUGAAGAGGAGCAAAGCAGCCAAGCGUCGGUCUACCGACAACAGCAAGAGCAGUAUGUCAGCCCGUAUGUCUUGAUAACUCCAAAUGAAACCAGAAGAAACCAGUUGCAGCAAAUUGCUAAUAAAGAGCUAGACGACCUGAAGCGGUGGAAGGAAGAGCACAGGCCAGGGCCAAUUAAGAUGGUUCCACAGAGACUGGGUGGAAAGGAAUCAGAGGCUCAAGCAAGGCAAAACCAGCAAAUGAUGCUCAUGCAAUCUAAAUACCAGCAAAAGUACAAGAGAGAAAAAUAUGUAAAAGCAAAAAAGGCAGCUGAAGAAGCUGAAAUCCUGAAAAAGAAAGCAAUUCAGAGAGAAAAGGCAGAGAGACUUGAAUUUAAAAAAAGGCAACAAGAAAUGCAAAGAAGAGAGAUGUUCCUUGAAGAUCAAUAUUUCAAAACCAAUGAAUUAUUGAACAGAUUGGACUUGGGUUUGCCAAAGAGUGAUUCCUGUCAGAUUGCUAAUCGUGGCCCAGAAUCUACAGCAUGGAUGAGAAGCAAUACUUAUAAGCAAGCUCUUCGAGAGGAUGAAAACAGAAGAUUAGAGGAAAUGAAGCAAGAACAACGGAGGAAGGCUGAAUUAAUGGAAUUUAAAGAGAAGCAGGAAGAGGAAGCCAGAACAAGAGCACAUCAAAAUGAACAGAGGAGGGUAAAUAAUGCUUUCCUGGACCGACUCCAGAACAAAACGCAACCUAAUAGCAUCUACCAACCUGGAUAUUCCGGGAGUGUGGACUACCUCAGUAAUGGCGCCUGGGAGUCUUGGAAUAAAGGAGGACAAUGACAUCAACGUUUUAAUGCUUUCCAAAAGUCAGAUGGAUGACCAAGAUAUUUCUAAUGGAAAAGAAGGGUCCACAGUACAUGUCAGAUAAACCAUGCAGACAAGAAAAAGUAUCUGCAGCAUUUACAAGUACAUCUUAGGCAAAGUUAAAUGUUUCCUGAGCAGUUCUUUUCAGUGUGCAGACAUGCCAUGAUGUUUUUCCAUCACCCUUGCAGUAUGGAAACUUCAUAAUGGAUCACCUGAAGUCUUCUUUUGAACCAUGGAUGUUGCUAUGUUUGCGUUCCCCUCUGGGACUCUCUGCAGUUGCCCUUGGCUCUCUUUGCCUCAAAGAAUCACUCAAAUCUCUCAUACUACUAGCUAGCUGAUGUUAAUAGGAAAUGCCGGAGAUCUUGGCAAUGCUCAGCCUGUUUUUUAAGUAUCUGACACUGGGAAAAUUCCUUGGGAAGACUUUUGCAUACCUACACAAUGGCACUGUGUUGCAAGUGGUACUUGGCUGUGCUAUCGGACUGCUGCUUUGGAAAUUAAAUUCACAUCUUCCUCCAAGAACUCCCUCACCCAGCCUCCUGUAGUAGAUAUCAGGGCUGGGGCUAAAUGUCUGCAGAGUUGGAUAUACGUACAUGCAUGCACAUAUACUUUAAAGGAAAUGUCUUUGCUUUAAUCAGAUCCUUGUAUUGUACUCUAAUCAGACUAAGACUUGUAGGUGGUCUUUUUGAAGUAGUGAACCUGCAGCUUCUCCGCACUUGACGUACGAUACCCCUAGACCCCGCUGACAAAGGCUGAGUGGGAGGGGAAGUCACCAUGGUCACUGACAAGGUAAAAUUCAGUGUGAUCAUGUUGCUGUGUUUCUAUAUCCAAAGAAAAAGAAGAACUUUUUAUUAACCUGCUACUUUCACAUUCACGAACAGUGAUGGCAAGUCACCUUGAGUAACCUCUUCCAUUAAGCUUGUCUGCUUUCUUUUGGCUGUCUUCAAAGAUGAAACUUGAUCACAGUCUUCAAAGUGCUUCCCCUUAUCCAGCAUUUCAAUCUCUUGUUUGAAAUGCUCUCUACAAACUAUUUCAGACAUUAACUAUUCCAGCCCUUUUUAAUGGCGAAGUAUCUGAAUUUUUCCUCUCCUAUCUUUCUGAACAGAACAAACAAAUCUAUAUGAACAGUGGCCCAAGAAGUAUCUUUGAGAGCCAUGGUCUGCAAUGGAGAUGAUAAGAAGUUAUAUGCAUCCACGAAUUGAUGUUAGCAGGAUGUCUGGAAAAUGCUGUUCUUAUCCUGUUGGAAAGCUUCCAGUAUCUCAGAAUUACCACCUCCCCCCACACACAUCCUGACCAAACUUUAAGCUUGAAAGCAAAGGGGUGUUAUGAUAUCUCUUUAAGGGGGUUAUAAUGAAAUGAACUGGCGAUAGACUGGGAAAAUGGCUUCAUGUCUGUCGAGAGUUAGGAACUGGUAGUUGGGUGUGUUUGCUAUCUAUCUGUUAGAGUAAACCUAUGAUAAAGGUUUUCAAAUACAAAUAAGUUCCUCUAGUUAUAACUUACACUGACUGAAUUAAUUAUCUGUUAUGCAGUGGCAUAAAACCAGAUUUUAUUACUAUAUAACAGUAAAUGGAGCUUUGUGGUUUUUGUUUUGAAAAUUGUUGU